UCCGGAUAUCAUACGGACGCAUUGCAUCCGAUAAAGAACUACCUACUACGCAUUAGCUCGGCCUUGGCGAAAAUUCGAGACUCGCAUAUGACGAAACUUUGAAAGUUUUAUUCUCGUCCAUUCGCCUCUCCACCAAGCUUAAAAACAUAGCACAUAUUAUGACGAUGUGUGCGACUACCUAGUAUAACUCCAUGGCUGGAUUCACAUCUAGUAUAUUAGUAGGUCCUCGUCGGGGAUUUCGAAUAUCAAAGAGUUCACCUCCUUAGCCUUCGCCACAGCUUGAAUCAUCAUCAUCGCUCCGUGAACACACUUGAAGUGUAGUCUAGAAAAGUCCAUUGGAAUCUGAAAAGGUAUCCGAUAGUCCCAGCACGAGAAAAGUAGCGGUACCGUCGUCGUACCUAUCACCCCCAAUUCCCAAUCAAUGGGCCAUCUCGACCCUCCACCGCCCCGAACCCAGCGGCGGAACCUGCUCCAGCGACGCCACCUCGUAGGAACCAGCAUCCUCCUCACCCUCGCCGUCCUCGUCCUCCUCUGCUACACGCGCUCCUCACCAACCUCCCUCUCCGCCUCUCUCUCCCUCCCACCAAACCCCUUCGCACCAAUGGCGCACCCCGACUCAGCCCUCCCCUCGCUCACACACCCACGCCUCCUAGCCGACCUCCCCUCCUCCGCGCUCCCCAAGCCCGACAAGCCGGGCCGCCUCAUCGUGAUCGGCGACGUGCACGGCCAGCUGUCCGCGCUCGACGCGCUCCUCGCGAAGACCGGGUACGACGCCGCGCGCGGCGACCGCGUCGUGUUCGCGGGAGACAUGGUGAACAAGGGGCCCGACAGCGCCGGCGUGGUGAGCCGCGCCAUGGAGAUCGGCGCGUACGCCGUGCGCGGGAACCACGAGGACCGCGUGCUGCGGGCGUGGAGGAAGAUGCAUAGGAAGGGUGGAAAGGGUGGGCGGAAGCAUGCGACGAGGGAGACGGAGACAGAGAUGGAGAGGCGGGCGGAGGAGGAAAGUAGUUCGGGAGAGGAGGCGGAAGGGGAAGAAGAAGAAGUCUCCAAGUCCUCGGCCCUCGACCGCUCUACUGCCGCCACCCUGACCACCGCGCAAGUCGCCUGGCUCGCGAAGCUGCCCGUGAUCCUGCGCGUCGGCACCGUAGCCCCUCGCUACGGCGACGUGAUCGUCGUGCACGCGGGCCUAGUCCCAGGCGUCCCACUCGAAGAACAAGACCCGUGGGCCGUCAUGAACAUGCGGACCCUAAUCUCGCGCCCGCGCUCGCACUCCGCCUCUUCCCCUUCCCCCGACUCAAACUCGGCUACAAACCCCGACGCGCCAUCCCUCGAAUCACUCUCCCUUUCAACCUCGCGAAAACACGCGCCCUUCAAACCGAGCGAGGGCCGCGAAGGCCGGCCGUGGGCCAAGGUGUGGAACGAGGCGCAGAAGGAGGACGCGAGGACCGAGAAGGAGGGCAAGGGCAAGGGCAAGAAUAAGGACAAGGAGGAAAAGGGCCGCCGGACGACGGUGAUUUACGGCCACGACGCCAAGGUCGGGCUCAGCAUACGGCGGUACGCGUUCGGGCUAGACAGCAGCUGCGUCAAGGGCGGCGAUCUGACAGCGCUCGUGUUCGAGUCCGUCUCCGCCUCAACCUCAACUCCUACGUCCGAUCCGGUCUACACGGAUCAAGACAGCGGCAGCGACGAGGAUGAGGACGAGGACGUACGCGAACAAGCGAAGAAAAACGGCAUAACGCACCGGAUCGUCAGCGUGCCUUGCGAGGACGGGACGGACGACGGAAAAGGGGGGAAGGGAGAAAAGAAGAAAGAUGAGAGCAAGCAUAAGGAUAAGGGGAAAGAUGAGAAGAAGCAUAAAGACCAUAAAUAAUAGAGGUAGGAAUAAUUAUAAUAUUUGCCUAGUUUUGAGCAAUCAGGGGUUUUGGGGGUUUGGCGAUUAGAACGCGUUUAGAUGGAUGAAAACAUUGAAUGGUGCAUUGUGGUUUUUCUAUCACACCUGAGGACAUUUUAUGUAUAUACCCAAGUACAUACGGGGAUUGCAUAGCGAUUGGGGUUUUCCAUUUCUGCUAAGGAGUAUACUGUCUACAUACAUUACCAACAUUACAAGUGGGAGCAUCCAUGGAUUUGACAGCAUCCGACAG
Molecule: messenger RNA, 2141 nt
Organism: Annulohypoxylon truncatum
Lineage: Eukaryota; Fungi; Ascomycota; Sordariomycetes; Xylariales; Hypoxylaceae
Product: Metallo-dependent phosphatase
Exons: 1
Coding region: 422-1870 (482 amino acids)
Biological process (GO): polyphosphate catabolic process
Cellular component (GO): cytoplasm
Molecular function (GO): endopolyphosphatase activity; phosphatase activity
Source: RefSeq, a predicted model, not a curated record